This is a messenger RNA of Coturnix japonica (Japanese quail), 601 nucleotides long. It is a transcript of the gene ACBD7, whose product is annotated as acyl-CoA binding domain containing 7. Gene Ontology annotation, biological process: fatty acid metabolic process. Lineage: Eukaryota; Metazoa; Chordata; Aves; Galliformes; Phasianidae. Gene Ontology annotation, molecular function: fatty-acyl-CoA binding. The record is from RefSeq and is a predicted model, not a curated record.
ACCCGGCCCCGAGCGGCUCAGCGCCCCGUGACGGCAGCGGGACCCGAGGGGAGGCGGCUGCCCGCUCUGCAUCGCGCUGCGGGAGCGACACCGGACCGCGCGUGUCCGCCCGGCCAUGGCCCUGCAGGCUGACUUUGAUGGGGCUGCAGAAGAUGUAAAAAAACUGAAGACAAGACCAACUGAUGAAGAACUGAAGGAACUCUAUGGAUUCUACAAACAAGCUACUGUUGGAGAUAUUAAUAUUGAAUGUCCAGGAAUGUUAGAUGUGAAAGGCAAAGCCAAAUGGGAGGCGUGGAACCUGAAAAGAGGUAUGUCGAAGGAGGAUGCCAUGACUGCCUAUAUUUCUAAAGCAAAAGCAAUGAUUGAAAAAUAUGGGAUUUAGAAUACUUGGACAUCGCACUGUGGGUCUUCUCAGUGGUUAAUGGACUAACUCUGCAGGGGAAAAUGCAGUUUCUAACUAACUGGUUAUUGUGGAAUCUAACAGUAAUUAACGCGUGAGCCACUGCGAAAGGUGUUCACAUGCAUACUGUAUUUUUAGACUGCAACUUAACUCUAAUCAAGUCUGAGCCUAUGAAAUAAAUGCUUCUGUAAGAGUCGUGGA